This is a messenger RNA of Closterium sp. Naga37s-1, 1251 nucleotides long. Lineage: Eukaryota; Viridiplantae; Streptophyta; Zygnematophyceae; Desmidiales; Closteriaceae. The record is from the annotation of a GenBank genome assembly.
AUGCAGCACGCCACAGGAUCGCGAUUCGAAGCUAAGCUCGCACUUCAGCUCGCAACCCCCGAAGCCACCUUCCGCUGCUCAUUGCGCGUGACCCACCAGACGUGGCAGCAGCGCGCUGCGCAAGAAUUACCUGACACCAUUGGGCCAAAGAAGGGGGUUCUUUACAGGCGCAGCGGGGAUGCCUUCCGACCCUCACCGCCAAGCCAAGCUUACAGGCAAGCGUGCUACAUCUGGGAUUACUUUCAGGCGCUUGCCUCUUCUGUAAGCGCUUGCCCCGUUCCUCUCACUCACCCCUCUGCUUCCUCACGCCCCUCUCCAUCCGCUCAACCCCUGCUCCCCUCGCCCCUCUCAGGCAUGGCCGAGGGUGACAGCGGCACAGGCAGCGCAGUAGACGCAUCUGUACACGUGGCAACGCAGCAGAACACAGGUGGGGCGGUGGACGCGAGGGUGCACGUGGCGACGCAGAUCUCGGUGCCAGGUGUCAGCCUCCCGGUCACCUUUGACGCGCUCCGCUGCUUCAGCCUUCCCCGGGCGGCGCGCAAGGCGGCGGGUGACGUGAAGGUGUGGUGGCACGGGCUCACGGGCGGCGGCACGGGCGGCGGCAGGGGCGGCGGUGGGGGAAAGGGUGGAGGUGCGGCGUGCAAGCAGCUGCGGUUUUUUGCCAACCCGGCCUGCAAGGGCAGGGCGCUGGAUGAGGUGCUGCAGCCGCAGUUUGCCGCUCUGAGGAAAUUCUUCCACGUGCCCAGGUGGGUCCUGGGUCACACGUGCCCAGGGCAGGUGAGUGAUGGGGGGAGGGCAGGUGGUGAUGGGGGGAGGGCAGGUGGUGAUGGGGGGAGGGCAGGUGGUGAUGGGGGGAGGGCAGGUGGUGAUGGGGGGAGGGCAGGUGGUGAUGGGGGGAGGGCAGGUGGUGAUGGGGGGAGGGCAGGUGGUGAUGGGGGGAGGGCAGGUGGUGGUGGGGGCGGGGGAGUGAGACGCCUCUACGGAUGCCGCAGACGUGGGCCACAAUCUUGUCCCACGCUCGUGCUUCGCUCAAAGAAGGUUGCCCAAUGGACUUCCGUCUCCUGCAAGUGUGAAAUCACCUGCCAGCACGCCACGUGUCCCGCCAACUCCACGUGCAUGCCAACGACUGACAGCAAGGCCGUCACCUGUGCAUGCAACCCGGGCUUUGCUGCCGUCAAUGGCACCUGCGUAGUGAUUCAUGCAUGGUAUGGUAGCAACUGCAAGAAGGACGCAUUUCAGUUCACUCCUUGA